AUGCAGUUGCGACGAGCGUUACGACGCGUGCCGGAUAAACACUUACCACUCCUCGUGACAAUUUCAGCGUUAUCGUUCGUGUUUUCUUUACUGAUGAUAUCGAUCGGGUAUUUGUUUUUAACGGGGAGAUUGGAUAUGUUGGAGGCGAUGGACGAGACGACGAAGAGGAAGUUCCUCGAUGGGUCUUCGUCUUCUUCGUCUUUAAGUUCUUCUUCGUUCCAGAGAAGUAGCAUCGGUAACGCGGAAGAGGAGGAGGAUUUGGAGGAGAAUCAUCACGAUCAUCACUUAGAAUUAGCGGAAAAUCCGGUGCACAAAGAAGACGGGACGUACAUGCGCCACGCCGUGGACGAGGACGACGACAGCCAUCCGCACUUGACGAUGAACACAAACGGCAUGUUCUUUCAUCCGAUCGUCCACACGCAGUCGAGUUAUUCGACCGCGUUAGAAAAUAGAAACUGUAAAAAAACAACGUCGAGUAGUAGCACGAGUGGGAACGGAGCGUGGGAUCACGUCCCGACGUCGUCGUUGAAACAGAAACAGAAAGAAGUGUUCGAUAGGUACGCUUUGACGGGAUUUCGGAACAAAGCGACGACGGACGCGAGAAUUUUGAUGGAGUUUCUGCUCUCGAUUUCACCGAAACCGCAAAACGGGUGCUGCGCGAUUUUCGACGUCGGUGCGAACGUGGGGAAGUACGUGGAAGAGUUGAAGUCGAUGCCCAUCGCGAAAGAUUGCGAAGUGCACGCGUUUGAACCGAACCCGGAGGUGUUUAAAAUUAUGUCCAGAAGAGUCGCGAAUUUGAAAUCGGUCCAUUUGCACAACGCCGGAGUCGCCGAACAACCCGGGAACUUAACCUUCUACUACCAGCCUGGGAAAGCAGACACCGGAGGUAGCUUCAUGCCGGAACACUCCUACGACAAAUACGCCGACCAAGCGGGUAAAAUGAAAACCGAAAACGUCAACGUCAUCGCUUUAGACGACAUCUUCGACGCGUUCAUCCCAGACUCCGUGUCCAUCCCGCUCGUCAAAAUCGACGUCGAAGGACUCGAACACAGAGUCAAAACCGGCAUGUCUCGCGCCUUAGCUUCCGGCAGAGUUCAAGCCGUCUACUGGGAACGCAAAGGCUCGUUAGAUUUAGAACCGUUUGAAACGGAAGUCAAAUUUAUGGCCAACCACGGCUACAACGUCUACGUCAUGGGAUGUUCCGGCGCGAGAAAGCACUCGUGCGCGUUAACGCUCGUCCGAGUCGACGGGUCAUUCUUCGACCCAAUCUUCGACCCGAAACGACACCGCGCCCCGAACCAAGGCAAAUACAUGACCAUGAACUUGUUAGGCGUAAAGCGAGGGCACAAGUUCAACGACGUCGUCGUCAAAAAGAUGUUGGCUCAAUAA
This is a messenger RNA of Bathycoccus prasinos, 1389 nucleotides long. Its product is annotated as FkbM family methyltransferase. Bases 1 to 1389 code for a protein of 462 amino acids. The record is from RefSeq and is a predicted model, not a curated record. The transcript has a single exon. NCBI's taxonomy places the organism in Eukaryota, Viridiplantae, Chlorophyta, Mamiellophyceae, Mamiellales, Bathycoccaceae.